UUUUGGGUUAAAACUUUGGAGAGAACCAAGCUUUGAUAGCUUCUCUCCCCGCUUAUUGCAAUAAACGAAACAAAAGGCCUUCACUGUGUCUUGGCUGGUUAUUGGUCAGGCGAGCUUGCCUCUGAUCACAAAGGAAAGUGGCCCGGAGCACAUAACAUGACUUCCCUCAAGAGGGAAAGCAUUGUUCUGUCCUCAAAGGCUUCUGUCCAUUUCAUUCCUGCAAACACCAUCUUCUCCAGAAGCUAUUUAUCUCCAGGAGUGCAAGGACCCCAGCCUGUCCUCUCUUGAAUCCCUGGUUCUGGAUUUAUAGCCUAUAGUCUAUUUAAUAGCCUACUAAAACUCUUUUUUCUGACUCUUUGGUUUCGUAAUGUCAGCAGAAUCAUACUUGCUUUUUUUUCUUUAAAGAAUUGUGACAUUUGAACCUAUUUUGACUUCUGUAUUUUGCUAUUUCCCAUUUUUCUGACACACUUCUUUCCGGGAGGGUUGCUAUACCUCUUUUCCAGAAUGCUGUGUGAUCUGUGUGACCCUCUGCCACCAGUGUCCUUGUGACAUAAUUUGGAAAUCUCCCCUAGAUCUUUCCUUGCCCCAUAAGCACCUAAGGGCCAGUUGACCUCCCUCCCCCUCCUUUUUCCUUGUGGCAGGGAGGUUAAUAAACCAUCAUCGGUCCCAGGAGCUGGUAGCAGGUGCUCACAGCUUGCUCCCUUGCCGAAAUGGGACUAGGAGACGUUGGCAGUGGCUAAGAAGAGGUCUUCUUUUGGGUGGAGAUCUAGGGAUGGGGAAAGAGGUGGGUGGCAUGGCUGAAACGCCUUGGUGCACUGGAUUGGUUGCCUGCCUGUAUGGACCUCCAUCUUCCUUCAGACCUUGGAUUCUCAUUAGAAUUUCAGGCCUGAUUUGUAGCAUUUUAAUUAAAGGCAAUAAUAGCAUUUUAGCAUGGCAUCCAUGCCUCCUUUGGAACUUUAGAAAACUCAACUUUUGGCUGAACUUUUUCUGUGGUGUCCAAAAAACCCCCAGCCCAGCUUUUUCAACAAUCAGGGUGGAAUUCUGAUGUCCUUAAUUAAGACUGGAAGUAUUAAAGCAACAAACCUAGCUAGCGAAAGGAAGAGAUGCAACAUAUUUUAAGGGUGUCUAUCCCUUCUCACAUCUAACGUCAAUGCCUUCUGUUGUUUGGUGUGUUGCUUUUUGACACAUUACACAAAGACACAAUCUAAAACUCCCAACCCUGGGAGUUUAAAAAUUCUUUUGGUAUAAGAGCUGUGGCACCAAACUCUUAAAUCAGGAUAAAACCUGACCAAGAUCAGCCUCUAUAAUUGCACAUGCCCUGGAAUUCUCCAGGAUCCCGAGCCAGCAUCACUUUUCAGGGAGGGGCAGACCCCCCCCCACCAAUGAGGGUCCCUCUCUUGCUUCUAAGAAUCCUUAAUUCAAAGCAGUGUUUCUCAACCGUGGGCACUUUAAGGGUGGACUUCAACUCCCAGAAUUCUUCAGCCAGCUAUACUAUGCUAUGCUAUGGAAUUCUGGGAGCUGAAGUCCACCCCCCUCUUAAAGUGCCCACGGUUGAGAAGCACAAUUUGAGUGGAUGGAUCUAAUCAUUUAAUGUGAUCGGAGUUGCAUUUUGAGAAUUAAAAUCCACCAAUCUGAGAGACCACAACGUUGAGAAACCCUGCUUUAGAAAGACGCCCUGCUACACAUCUCCAACCCGGCGCCCUGCCGCACUAGCCUGGGCGACACGUGAGCGUCUCCCGCCAAAAGGGUCCUCCCAGCGCGAGACGCCGCUUAACCGUCACUCCUGUGGGGCGGGGCGGCGCAUGCGCACUGGUGCCGCCCACGGGCCUCAGGGCGUCGGCGGCCUCGGCUUGCCAUUUAGUGUUUUGACUCUGGGCAGCCAACAGCUAGGAAUCAAAGGCUUAUUUUAAAAAGGCAUAAAAGAGAGGACUCAUUCACAGGCUUCAAACGGCUUCCUAAAAGAAGAGUCUGGUGAACUAUAUUAAAGGACAGACCCCUGCUGGUGUGUGUGUGUGUGUGUCUGCGUUUAUUUACUUAUUAAAUUCAUAUGCCACACAUCUCGCUAUCCAGAGAGUCACCCCCUGCCAUGCACUGUGCUGCUAGUUUUGUACAAUUUUUUUCAUAUGUCUGUUGCUGCAAACCACCAUUCCUGGCACUGUGUCUGGUAUGGAUGGAAUCCCCCCCCCCUCUGCAUUUCUUGAAGAUGGUUGGGUGGGAGAUGUUGCCCAGCUUCCCUCUGCUAGAGGAUGAUAAAUUUCUGCAGCCUGCAGUGGUGGUGUGACUCUAAACCUGCUGAGAAACAAUCACCUCUGGUGGAAUUUGACAACUAUCACAAUACCAUAAAUGUUGCAUUAUCAAAGAAUACAGAUUCCUGGCCACCAAACUAGGAUUUCCCACUUAGGUUGUAUAAAGUGGGGGCAAACUCAAAUUUUAGCAGGCUGUCCUUGGGUGCAAGUUAUUUUGUCCUCUUUUUCUGAGGCCGUCUCUCUUUGAUUGCAUCAGGAAAGCCUGGUAAUCUUAGGAUGUGCUUAACACUCAUUUUAUGUGCUGUUAUCUGGUGCUCCAGAGAUUUCUUUUUUCACAAAUAAUGACCUUGUACUUCUACAGGUAACAAUGACAACUACUCUUGUAAAGCCCGAUGAAAACAAAAAUAAACGUAAAAAAGAAGCAAAGAAUGAAACUUCAGGAAAUGCACAGUUGGGUUUUUUGGAAAAAAAUGAUUCGGCUCCUGAAAGCUCCCAGAAAUUUCAUAAAACUGACACUUUGGAAACCAUUUUAAAGGGGAUAAGAAAUCUGGUGUCCAAGCAGAAGGUUCCAGUUACUUAUAGCCACAAGAAGGGCUUAGAAUGCAUCUCGCCAUUAUUCUCCACUGUAGAAGAAACACCUCAAGCAAUCCCAAUAAAACUUCAAGGGCAGAUUCCCAAAUGGCUGAAAGGAAAGCUAGUGAGGAACGGGCCAGGAAAAUUUGAAUUUGGACCAGAUAAGUUUAACCACUGGUUUGAUGGCAUGGCACUUAUGCAUAAGUUUGAAAUUGAGGAUGGGGUGGUGAAUUACAGCAGCAAGUUUCUCCGGAGUGAUUGUUACCUGACCAACAGCAAGAACAACCGAAUCAUGAUGUCUGAAUUUGGCACCUUGGCCAUACCAGAUCCUUGCAAGAACGUUUUUGAGCGCUUCAUGUCAAAGUUUGACUUGUCAAAAGAGACAGACAACUGCCUUGUGAAUUUUGCAGUCAUCAAAGGUGACUAUUUUGUCAGCACGGAGACCAGUCAAAUGCACAAAGUGGAUCUGGACACGCUUGAAUCAAAGGAGAAGGUGAACUGGAAAAAAUAUGUUGCAGUGAAUGGAGCCACAGCCCACCCACACUACGAUCCAGAUGGAACAGUCUACAACAUGGGCAACUCUUAUGGGAUGCAUGGCUCCAACUAUAACAUCAUCCGUGUUCCUCCCCAGAAGUCUCAGCCUAGUGACUCCAGCCUGCAAGGCGCAGAAGUGCUGUGUACCAUUGAACCAGAGGACAGAAUGAAACCAGCCUAUUAUCACAGUUUUGGAAUGAGUGAAAACUAUGUGAUUUUUAUUGAGCAGCCCGUCCAGAUAAAGUUGUGGGAAAUCACUAUAGCCAUUUUUUUGGGGAAAUCCGUUCUGGAUGGACUGAGUUGGGAGCCUCAGCUAAACACCCGCUUUUAUGUCGUGAACAAGCACACGGGGCAGACCUUACCCUUGCAAUAUCAUAGCAAGGCCUUCUGCUUUUUCCAUCAUAUCAACGCCUUUGAGGACCAGGGCUGCAUCGUCCUGGAUCUCUGCUGUUUCGAUGAUGGGAAAGUUUUUGACAUUUACCGACUGCAGAACCUCCACAAGGCUGGGGAAGCCCUUGACCAGACCUACAACAAACUCCCAAAGCCAUUUCCACGGCGCUUUGUUCUUCCCAUCACUGUGAGCUCCAAGGCAUCUGUGGGGCAGAAUCUUAACCCUUUGUCCUACACGUUGGCAGAAGCUGUGAAGGAGGAGGAUGGGAAGAUCUGGUGCACACCUGAAAGUCUACACAACGAGGACCUCAAAGAAGCAGGAGGAGUAGAAUUCCCUCAGAUCAAUUAUGCACAUUACUGUGGGAAAAAAUAUCGUUAUUUCUAUGGCUGCAGCUUCGGUCAUCUCGUUGGAGACUCCUUGAUCAAGGUUGAUACAGAAACCAAGGAGAUGAAGAUCUGGCGCGAGAAAGGGAUGUAUCCUUCAGAGCCCAUAUUUGUGCCAGAACCUGGUUCUUCAGCAGAAGACAAGGGAGUGAUCCUCUCGGUGGUGCUCACACCCAAGCAGAAUCAAGGUAGCUUCCUUCUUGUUCUGGAUGCGGAAAAUUUUGCCGAGCUGGGCCGUACUGAAAUCCCUGUCCAGAUUCCUUACGGUUUCCAUGGUGCCUUUGUUCCCAACAAAAAUGCCACCCGCUAAGAUAGGGGUGAUUCGGGAUCUGCUCCGGGAUGCCCAAAAUGCUGUGGACAAAUUACUUCCUCUAAAUGUGCUUUAAAUUCCUAGGCUACCCAAUCGUGCUCUACUUUGAUUCAGAGUAUAAACACAGUAUAAAUUCUUUGCCUAUGUCCUUAAUUCUUCUAUUAAUUAUCGUAAUUUGUGGUGGAAUGUAGCCUGGAUUCCCAGGAGAGAGAGACUGCAUCCCAGAGGACAAAGAGGCAGCGGAACUUGGAAAGUUUGGUAGAGGGUUAAACGCCCCCUCCUUAGCGAUUUCCAGAGUUUGUCUGUAGACUCUUAGUCUGGCAAGAGUUUAUCGAUAAGUGAAGAAUAAUAAAAUACUCAAAUCAC
Crotalus tigris (Tiger rattlesnake) is the source of this 4803-nucleotide messenger RNA. It is a transcript of the gene BCO2, whose product is annotated as beta-carotene oxygenase 2. The transcript has 14 exons. Gene Ontology annotation, molecular function: carotenoid dioxygenase activity; beta-carotene 15,15'-dioxygenase activity. Gene Ontology annotation, biological process: retinal metabolic process; carotene catabolic process. The record is from RefSeq and is a predicted model, not a curated record. Lineage: Eukaryota; Metazoa; Chordata; Lepidosauria; Squamata; Viperidae. The coding region runs from base 2614 to 4437 and encodes 607 amino acids. Gene Ontology annotation, cellular component: mitochondrion.